Tachysurus vachellii is the source of this 2118-nucleotide messenger RNA. It is a transcript of the gene gpr37a, whose product is annotated as G protein-coupled receptor 37a. Gene Ontology annotation, cellular component: signaling receptor complex; plasma membrane. The transcript has 2 exons. Bases 102 to 1832 code for a protein of 576 amino acids. The record is from RefSeq and is a predicted model, not a curated record. Gene Ontology annotation, molecular function: prosaposin receptor activity; G protein-coupled peptide receptor activity. Gene Ontology annotation, biological process: positive regulation of MAPK cascade; adenylate cyclase-inhibiting G protein-coupled receptor signaling pathway. NCBI's taxonomy places the organism in Eukaryota, Metazoa, Chordata, Actinopteri, Siluriformes, Bagridae.
CAGAGGAGUCAGGACCACAACUGUGUCGCUGUAAUCGAUGGAUUUCUAAAAGACUUCAUAGGCAAUUUUGAGCAUGGUUCCACCGAGUGUUUAAGGGAAACAUGGGAAGACAGAUAACAGGAUUAUUUUGUCUGCUCGUGUGUUGUGAACUUUCUCUAGUUCUUUCGUACAGGCGACCCUUCAGGUUUGGGAAGAACCAACACCAACAGUCCUAUAAUUACGCACUGAGGACCGGCACCGAGCGCGCACUGGCACUUCUGACUAACAGGAAAGUCUUUAAUGAAGUGGAUAAAGCUCAUAUACAAUGGAAAUACGGAUUGGCAUUAAAUGUAUCCAGGAAGCUUGGGGAAAAAGUCCGAGCGGAUGUUCCAGGUGCCAGGAUAGAUAUUAAUAACGGCGCAUUUACGCACACGGAUAAAACAGACACCAGACUGUCCUGGACACACACACUUAAAGGAAAGCACAUGGAAGAUCCUGGUGUGUAUCGACGACCCAGAAGAGCUGCAAGGACUAAUCAAAGUGAAACAGGAUCAGUAUUUAAGAGCUUGGAAAGCUUUCCUAAAGCAUCAGCGCAACAGCAGCGCACAGAGCCACCCGGUGUUUUCCCUACACAUGGCCCAACGUUCCCUUUCCCUGAAGAAGACUAUGAGGACACCACUCCUCUCGGCCCUAUUAACCCCCGGCCAAGAGCUCCUGGGCUUCCAAACCCUUUUUAUCCAGCCACAGGGGAAUCAUACGCUGCGUAUGCGAUUAUAUUAGUGUCUGUAAUCAUGUUCACAGUAGGGAUAAUCGGCAAUAUCGCAAUCAUGUGCGCCGUGUGCCAUAAUUACUACAUGCGCAGCGUCUCCAACUCUCUGCUCGCCAAUUUGGCCCUGUGGGAUUUUCUCAUCACCUUCUUCUGCUUACCGUUAGUGAUAUUCCACGAAGUCACAAAGGACUGGCUGCUUGGAGAGUUUUCAUGUAAAAUUAUACCCUACUUUGAGGUGGUUUCUUUAGGCGUAACUACGUUUACACUUUGCGCUUUGUGCAUCGACCGUUUCCGAGCCGCAUCCAACGUGCGGAUGUACUACGAGACGAUUGAGAACUGCGCCUCCACUGCAGCUAAGCUGGCUGUGAUCUGGCUGGGUGCUCUUUUGCUGGCGCUGCCCGAGCUGUUAAUCCACCAGCUGGUAACAGAGGAGAGAGAGGUGCCUGCUGAGGAGCUCCCUGAGGUGGCUAAUGAGAUGCUACCCAGCGAGCGCUGUAUAAUUCGCAUCUCCACAACACUCCCUGACUCCCUUUAUGUGCUGGGACUUACCUACGAUGGAGCCCGUCUGUGGUGGCACUUUGGCUGCUACUUCUGCCUGCCUACUGUUUUUACCAUUAUCAGCUCAGUGGUGACAGCUCGGAAGAUACGGCAGGCUGAGAGGACAAAUGUUCGAGGGCAGCGUGAGCAGAUCCACCUGGAGAGACAGAUGAACUGUACAGUCGUGGCUCUGGCCAUCCUGUACGGGUUUUGUGUGAUUCCAGAGAACGUCUACAAUGUCGUGUCAGCAUACAUGGCCGUAGGAAUGUCACAACGCACUCUGGACAUCCUACACUUGCUUAGUCAGAUACUGCUCUUCUGCAAGUGUGCAGUGACACCCAUGCUGCUGUUAUUUCUGUGCCAGCCUUUCAGGAAAGCCUUCAUGCACUGCUGCUGCUGCUGCCUGGAGGAAUGCGGCCCUCCAAAGUUGUCAAAUGGGACUAAUGACGACAACGAGAACGAGGCCACUACUGAGCUGGAGCUCUCACCCUAUAGCACAGUGCACAGGGAGCCAGUUAGCUAUGCAUCUGUGAGCACACACUGCUAGGACACUAUAAUCCCACUCAAAUAUACCCUAUACCAUAUCAUACCCAAAGGAUACUAUGUUAUACCACACUUUAUAAAGGGUUCAGAUGCUGAACAGGCUACUGCGAUAUGGCGUCUAACUCACCUGCCACGUUUUAGGAGAUGAUGAACAAAUGGACUAAAUAAAACAAUUUACAGUAUUAUAGAGCAUAUUUUGUUAGAGUUAUAGCUGCUUGUUACAGCAGUAAGAAAGCCAUGAGUGUUAACUGUAGUUUUAAUGGAGUUCAUAGAAAUUAUGAAUUAACUUU